UGCACGAGGUUGCUGGUGUAGAACAACUGGGUGCCUGUCGCGUUGGCGUACUUCUGCGCCUCAUCAAGCACAUCCUCCCUCUUCGUCUUCUUCGGGACCUACGUGAAGUUGAAUACCAGCAACUCGCCUGCGCGGGAUGGGAGCAACCGACACCGGCGAGUCUGAUGCCCAGCCGACGGCGGAAAUGAGACGAUGCGGCUGGGAGGCGCUCGCGGCGGCCUCGUACCAGUUGCCCUGCAUCUCGACCUCGAACUGCGGCCGGUCGCCAGGAAUUGGACCGUGCCACGCCACAUCCGGUACGGAAACCCAGCUUCCAAACGAGCUCAAGGGACAUCGAGUCGCCGUUGGGCACUUGGAUGAACGCAGCCUUCGCCUUGAGGGGGUUGGCGGCGUCCGGGACGCUGCUCACAAGCCCGGAGAUCGUGCCACGACCACUGACGAAGCGCGGCUCCCAGGUCGACUGCAUCUUCUCAAGGUGCGCAGCACAGUUCUCCGUGAGGUCCUCCGUGAGCGCCUGGUUCGGCAGCGCCUGGUUCGGCGUCGCCGCGAUCAUGAAUUGGAGCAGCGCACACGCCGGGUCGCCCAGCGCAUCCUCCUGGUCCGCAAACGCAUGGUGGUUCGCCAUGAAGAACGGCGCGCUGGCGUGCUCGCAGUUCUACUGAGCCACGGGAGAUCCCCGAGAGCCUGCUCAAUGAGCGCGGCUGGCUUGCUGUUGCCGGGCGUGACCUGCUCGCUCUGCAUCAAUAUUCCCAGAGCCUCAUGCGCCUCCAUGAGCUGCUCGAGAUGUUCCGCGCGCGACUCAAGCUCCCCGAAGAAGUCGGCGCAGGGCUCCGAAUGCGCAUCCGGAAGGCCGCGCACGAGACCAGACACAAAAGGAUCUGGCUCAGCCACGGCAAACCUUUAGAGUCAGACGAUGUGAGUGGGUAGUAAGAUGUGCAUCGAGAUGACGCCAUUACAUACCGCGUCACCGUAGGAGAUUACGACACCGUCCUUCACGUCCACGUUGAUGUCCCCGUCGGAGACCUCAAUGCCGUGCAACAACUGGCGCACGUAGACGUGGCUCACGCCAGUGUUCUUGUCCGUAUAGGAGUCCUUCCGAAUGACGAACGAGCUGGCAGGCGGCGUCUCCCGCGUGAGCUCUU
Molecule: messenger RNA, 1142 nt
Organism: Fomitopsis serialis
Lineage: Eukaryota; Fungi; Basidiomycota; Agaricomycetes; Polyporales; Fomitopsidaceae
Exons: 1
Coding region: 137-904 (255 amino acids)
Source: RefSeq, a predicted model, not a curated record